CUCUCUCUCUCUCUCUCUCUACAUCGAACCUUCACGAAGGCCAGGGAUUGGUCGAUAGUUUGCAGGUUCGUCUGCUCUCUGCAGCCUUUUUUGUUGAAGCGUGUCAGCUUCGAAGCUUCUUUUAUGUCCGAACAGGUCAUUCCCUUUUUGGGAGCGAUUGGGUUGCUUGGAGAGUAUUGUCCUACAUCCAGAAGAAAGGCCCCACCCUUAUCAGGAAGUAUUGACUUUAUGCAUCUUGUGUCAAUUGAGGAAUACCCUAAGUUUCGUGGUUGCAGCUGGGUGCAACCUUCCCUCCAGAUAGAUAAUCACUCUUUUUGUGCUCAAGAUUCCCUCAAGGAAGACUACAUAUUGAAAUCCAUCAUUUCCUACCUGUGACAUUCAACAUUUUCGUUUGAGAUUUCAAAAUAUAGCUAAGAUGGCUUUACAGAACAUUGGUGCCAGCAAUAGCGAUGAUGCCUUCUACAGGUAUAAGAUGCCCAAGAUGAUUACCAAAAUAGAGGGUCGUGGAAAUGGAAUCAAGACAAAUGUUGUAAACAUGGUUGAUAUUGCAAAGGCUUUGGCAAGGCCAGCUUCAUAUACCACAAAAUAUUUUGGCUGUGAGCUUGGAGCCCAAUCCAAAUUUGACGAGAAAACUGGAACUUCUCUUGUCAAUGGGGCUCAUGAUACACUGAAACUUGCUGGUCUGCUUGAGAACUUCAUUAAGAAGUAUGUCCAGUGUUAUGGCUGUCACAACCCUGAAACUGAGAUCUUGAUUACGAAAAAUCAGAUGGUCCAACUGAAAUGUGCUGCUUGUGGCUUUGUCUCGGAUGUGGAUAUGAGGGACAAGCUCACAAGUUUCAUUACCAAGAACCCACCUGAAACCAAGAAGGGAUCAAAAGACAAGAAGGCAAUGAGGAGGGCUGAGAAGGAACGACUGAAGGAAGGAGAAGCUGCUGAUGAGGAGCUGAAGAAGGUGAAGAAAGAGACAAAGAAGAAGGGUUCUUCUGCUUCCAAGGAUGGGCACACCAAAGCCAGCUCUACCAAAAAGAAAGCUAAUGGCUCAGAUGAGGAUCGCACUUCACCGACUAGAAGCUUGGCCGAUGAGAAGGAAGAUGAGGAUGAGGAUGAAGGUGAUGACAUUCAGUGGCAAACUGACACGUCAAUGGAAGCAGCUCGCCAACGCAUCCAAGAGCAAUUAAAUACCGUGACAGCUGACAUGGUCAUUCUCUCCACGACUGAGUCAGAUCAAAAGUCAAUGGUAGCUGAAAAAGCUAAUGGGAGCCCAAAAAGUGUUUCUCCACUGCCAGAGGAGAAUUCCAAGGCUGAGAAUGGGAAUGCGACCCAUGGGAGACUUGUUAAGGAGAUGAAAGCAAAUCUGAGAAAGGGAGUUGCUGCUAACCAGAUUCAGUCUGUAUUGGGAUCUCUUUCUGGAUCUGAUCAGGAAGUGAUGACUGCUUUUUAUGAGGCCCUCUUUGCGGGCAUUGAGAAAAGCUUUGCAAAGGAGGUUGCCAAGAAGAAAAGCUAUCUUGCUGCUGCUGUUGCUCAGGAUGAGGGCUCACAGUUGCUUUUGCUUCGAGCCAUCGAGGAAUUCUGUUCAAAGUCGAAGUCUUAUGCACUGAAGGAGGUGGGUCUUGUGUUGAAAGCACUUUAUGAUGCUGAUGUCUUAGAGGAAGAGUCCAUAGUGCAGUGGUAUAAAGAGGGACUGGCAGGUGGCAACAAGCGCUCUCCAAUCUGGAAGAAUGUUAAACCUUUCAUUGAUUGGCUUCAGAGUGCCGAGUCAGAAUCUGAUGAGGAAUGAUACAUUUGGUCUUGCUUGAGUUGCUGUCUUUGCUUGCAGGUGUCUUGACGUGUGGUCUGUUUGCGUACUACUAUUCAGUUUGAUUUUGCUUUUCAAUAUUAAUUUGCCUAAACAAGUAGCUGUGUCUAGAGAGGCUGCCUUGCCUCACAGAACGCCUACUCUUGUUGUGUCCUUUAUGUGUUACCCCUCAGUUGUUUGGUCUGGUUGGGUUAGCCAUCUGUUAUGGACAUGAGGAUAUGUGCAGUUUGUUGUUGCUAGUUUAUAUGUUGAAUGUGCCUUUUGAUAUUAAGCUGCUACCUCGUUACUUUGUGUCAGGAUUUUAGACCUAAUUCUGAAACAUUUUCUGUUCGUAUUAUAGUAACUUUAUUUCUUUUUUAUCAGGGA
Molecule: messenger RNA, 2161 nt
Organism: Ilex paraguariensis (yerba mate)
Lineage: Eukaryota; Viridiplantae; Streptophyta; Magnoliopsida; Aquifoliales; Aquifoliaceae
Source: the annotation of a GenBank genome assembly